AUGGACCGACAGAUUAUUACGACGAAACUCGUAUUCCUCGUCUUGUUGCUAUUCGCAAGCUCAGUUCGCGCGAAAGAUCAAACUCCGAACGAGGCGGUGAAGCCAGUGGAAGAAUUCGUCGAGGAGUCCUCCACCGAAGACCAAUUUUCGUUGGAAUCCGCGACGACCACAGAGUCCGCCACAACUGUGCAGUCCUACCAGAAGCUGACACUGUCCAUCAAUGCCAGGAAAAACAUUUCCAGAGAAUUCAGACCCAGUGUACAUCUAGGUGUGUUUUUCUACAUAGGUGAAAUUAAGGAAUCCAGAAUCAGUAAUGUUCCCUUCAACGCUGUUCAUCAUUUCAACUUCGACAAUGGAGUGGAUCCUGACUCGUAUCACCAACAUUUGAAAGAUUUCCAAAUAGUCUUCAGGCCUACGGCGAAGACUCUGCAAACUCUUCAGGCUGGUAGUCGAGGCAAUUCUUAUCAGAAUUUAUUCGAAACUGUCGUUGCACCGACCGAAGAGAGUAAGAAAGAUGGGACGACGCAGAAUGGUUACGUCAAAUUUCAAGACGAUGGGUUGGAUGCUGUCAGGGUCGAAUACGACGACUCUUCGAAGGAUCAAGCUUUCCAUCAACAGUUCUCUCAUUCGGUUACGGAAAAUAUGGGGACGCAAUACGACUCGACGGACCAACAAAUCUUCCAGAAUUUAGAGAAGCCUGUCUUCGAACAGCAAACGUCCACCGUUUGGGGAAAACCGUCAAAAUUUCAGGGUGAAAGUGAGAAACACGAGGGAAGCUUUUCAAAACCAGAACUAAACGCCGAUCCUUUAAAGAUGUCACAUUAUACUGGAUUUUACGAUCAUCAGAAUCAGCAACAGUCGAAUCUACAAAAUUUCGAGUUAUUCAGGAAGCCGAGUAACGGGGUGGUCUAUGUUCAGGAGUCGUCGUUUCUCACAACUAAGAAGUAUCCUUAUCCUAUUUAUCAGCCGCAUCAUGGAUAUCAUCAGGUUGAUUUUAUUAACGACGAACGUCCGUCUUAUCCUGUUAAGAAAAGAGUGUCCACCUGGAAAAAGAUCUUCCAUCUGAUCGGCGCUAUUCUGCCUCUCGGUCUGCUCAUAGCUGCUCUGACUCCAAAUGUCGUAAAGGUCGACAACACUACCCAGCCUAACAUCUUUUUGUCCAAGUGGAGGGUCGCUGACCUUCCAGUGGAACAUAAACACGCGAGGUUCACGGAUCCCUUCAACGACUGUGAGGAAAGAUCCAUUUGUGAUAUGAUCUUGGCUGGCGGUGACGCUGGAUCCACCGUGUUGCAAAACAUUUUAUGGAACCUGGCGACGAGAACAUCGACAACGAUGGCGAAAGAAAGCGGACUUCACGAUGUUUUCGAGGCGGUGAAGAAAAGGGAUUGUACCAACGUCCUUUGUUAAUCUCUUCUUUAAUUUGCGAUAAAAAAUAUAAAACCGGACGAGGGUAACAGUGAUUCCCUCCGUUAUAAUCGCGGAUGUGAGCAAUUUUCACGGUGAAAAAUUGAAACCUGCUAAUGUUUAACUUUCUCCAAGCGAUUAAAAAUAAGACACAGAAACGGACUCGUAGAAACCUAGCAGAAAGUAGCUGCUAAGUAAUUACUGCUACCAUUCCGACUCUUCAUACGUCGAUUAAUAUUUCUAUCAUUCGAAAAUAACCGUAACCUCGAGAUUAUUGGUGUAAUU
Bombus pascuorum is the source of this 1689-nucleotide messenger RNA. RefSeq lists its product as uncharacterized. Lineage: Eukaryota; Metazoa; Arthropoda; Insecta; Hymenoptera; Apidae. The transcript is spliced from 5 exons. The record is from RefSeq and is a predicted model, not a curated record. The coding region runs from base 1 to 1407 and encodes 468 amino acids.